Messenger RNA from Rhodotorula toruloides NP11, 1155 nucleotides. RefSeq names its product glycoside hydrolase family 16 protein. Gene Ontology annotation, molecular function: hydrolase activity, hydrolyzing O-glycosyl compounds. NCBI's taxonomy places the organism in Eukaryota, Fungi, Basidiomycota, Microbotryomycetes, Sporidiobolales, Sporidiobolaceae. The transcript is spliced from 5 exons. The record is from RefSeq and is a predicted model, not a curated record. Bases 1 to 1155 code for a protein of 384 amino acids. Gene Ontology annotation, biological process: carbohydrate metabolic process.
AUGACCCGCCACAGCCGGCUGUCCUCCUCCUCGGACGGUGGCUCAGACUGGUCCUCCUCCGCAGACGACGACGACGAGCCCGCUCCUCCUCCCGCUCAGAAAUCGCAUGGACUAGGCGCUUGGAUUUUGCUGAUGCUGGGCGUAUGUGCGGUAGUGGGAACUGCGCUGCUCGUCGUGUUCCUACAGCGCAAGGACGGAGGAGGAACGGCUGAGGCGAGUACGAGUGCGACGUUGGUACCGACGCAGGAGGCUGCCGCGACCGCACCGGCGAUGUUGUCGACCGACAGUCCGGACAAGUACGAGUCGCCGCCGAUCAUCGAUCAAGGCGACGACGAAGCGACGACGACGCCAACUCGGAACCGACACACCAGCUCGUCGACGUUUGGGCCAUCCGCGCCCACUGGUGCUGCCUCGACAAACUCCUCCUCUACAUCUAGCAGCGGCAACCUCCCCCCUCUCGUCGGCUCGCAACUCCUCGUCGACUUUAGCACCUUUGCCCCCUCUUCCUCCGUCUCCUCCUUCCUCACCUCGCACAACCUCGAGAUCUCCACCGACCCAAUCGGUUCAACACCCAUCUCUCACACGUUCCUCGCUUCCAACGUGGAUAUCGUCGAUGGAGCGUUGAGGUUGAAAGUUACGGGACAGUCGGGGAAGGGAGAUAUCAAGAGCGCGGAGGUUUCGACCAAGGAGAAGGGGAUCUUAUAUGGAAGGGUGACGACAAGGGCGAAGGCGAGUCCCGUUCCGGGCGUUUGCCACGGUUUCUUCUUGUACGCAACGGACAAUCUCGAAGUAGACAUCGAGUUGCUCUCCUCAUACUAUACCCAGGGUCGGGGGGACUCAGUCAAGCCCGGCCUGCAAAUGACGAACCAAGCGCUAACGAAAGGCGGCAAAGCGAGCAACGUCGUCGUUCCCUACCCCUCUGACCCAACCGAGUUUGAGUGGAUGCAGUACACGAUCGAAUGGACUAAAUCCGCUACGAUCUUUUCCUUCGACGGAAAAGAAGUCGGACGGCUAACGACCAACGUCCCUCCCUCACCAAUGGCGUUCAUUUGGAACAACUGGUCUUCGGGCGAACCGAAUUGGAGCGCGGGUCCGCCGACUGAGGAUUCGUAUUUGUUGAUUAGUGCGGUGGCGGGCAACUGGACGACUGGAUAG